CGCCCGGCAAACGAUAAGGUUUUGUAAAAAUGACAAAACAAUUUGUGGUCGAACCGGUUGUUAAUAAAUUGUAACAGCCAAUUACUAUUUCACAUAUAUUUUUAUCACAACAAUUAUUAUUUAACUGAAGUGUAUCAUAAUAUCGAGUGUCAUACAUAUUAUCAUAAUAUUAUAUUGUGCUCACCGACGCGCGCAAAGGUGCAGCUGCUUUUUACGGUUCGCACCAAUCACACCCGCGUCGUUAUUGCGGCAGGGCGUCGGUUUGGAUGUUUCGACUCGUUUUCGGUCUAUUAAUGAAAUCCCGGGUCGUGACGCGGUCGCAUAUUAUUAUUAUUAUUAUUAUUAUUAUAACAUGUACACUGCAAUGUGUGGGUAUGAAUGGUUGGUGUUAACGUUAUGCACCGCGAUCUAAACAAUAUUGCGCCCGUAUUGUUUAUUUGUAUAUUGGUAUUUAGAUCUUAUUAUUGACAAACGCGAGCGUGAACGUUGCGCGAUCGCAUCGAUCGGAUAUCGUGUAGAAAACGGAUUGCAAUUGACCCGACACGUACGUCGUAGAUGUUAUAAUAAUAUACUGAGUGAUGCUGCAACUAUACAGUCAUGCUCACCUCCCAUUUUUCCUUUUAAAAUAAAUUUAUUUAAAAUUUGAUUUUUGGGAUAUUUAAUAGGUAUUAAGUACCUAUAUACUAACCUAUACCUAACCUACCUACUUAGAGAAUAUUUCCAAGUUAUUGACACUUAUUUGUACCGGGUUGGUCUGUGCAGUAUAACAAACAUCUGAUUUUCAAACGAGGACCACUCCCCCCCCCUUUUUAAUGUACAUUAUUUAGCGGAUAACUUUUUUGAAAAUGUUGAUGUCCCUCAUCUCAAACGAUGAAACGUGUAUGCGUAUUUUUCUAUUAUUAAUACGUUUAUACUAAAAGAUAGUCCUUAAAAAUAGUUUUACCAAAAUAUUUAAAGUAUGUAAUAUUAGAUCUUCUACUGAAUCUAGUAUUUAUCCUGCAUAUAUACUUAGAACAAUUUUACAAAUUAAAAUAUUGAUAGAUAUUAAUAAACAAUAACUUAUAUUUUCAAAUCACCAUAGUCAAAGACUCCAAUCCCCAUGAAUCAUAAUUACUCCAAAACUAUUAUUGUGGACCUUAGCUCUAAAAGUUACGAAAACUUGUUCAAAUUUUUAUUUUGAAACAUCGAAUUUUCAAGAAAAUGUAUCCGCUAAAUAAUUCACAGUAGAACAUUGGGUUGUCAUUUGUAAAUACAGAAGUUUGUAUCUCCACAGGACAUUUCUCAAAUAUGUAGUGCAAACAAUUUCAAGAGUUUUAGGAUCUUAUAGUAUUUGAGUACAUAUUUUAAAAAGGUCAAAAAUCAGAUUUUGAGUAACUGCAGUAUCGAAGACAAAAGAAACGAAUCACUCUAUAUUAUACUAUAUAGUGGGUAACAUAAUAAUUAUAUUGUAUUAUAUUUAUCCAUUUCAAUUUCUAUUGCUUAUAACGGGUAUACAAUAUAAGUUAGGGUCGGCAAGUGGGUGGCAGACAUGGACCAAUUGCUAGUAAAACAAAAUUUGUAUUUUAGGGUCAAUAUAUAUUAUACCAAUAAUUACAUUGCCUAUAAUUUAGGCCAGUGUACAAAUUGCUUGUUUAUUAAAAAAAAAUUAGGAGCCCCAGAAGAUUUUAUGCUGCGGGCCCAUAAAAUCUUAGUUACGCCAUUGUAAUAUAGGUAAUACCUAUAAUAAUUCAGGUAUAAAGUAAAAAAGUAUAUCAUAAUCACAUUAUUGUGGUGUUCCGGUCGCUGCUGGUCGUAUUAUUAUGUUACACCUGUAUGGUAAAUGCGCACCACAUUGACCACCGACUAUGGAUUUGCGUCAAUUAUUAUAUAUAUUAUUAAUAUAAUACCUAUUAUGAUAUUAUAUCGUUAUGUUAUUGUAUCGCGUAUUGUGUAUCUCACGUGUGUCGUUAGUUGCGGUUUUUUCGGUGAUUAUGUGGGUGGUGGGUGCCGACUGUGAUUAUUGCAGUGGCGACAGCAUGCGUAGGGAUAUCUUAAACCUUUCGACUUUCGUAUAAAUAACGGCCGCGUCCACAACAAACGUAUACUUCACCGUCGUAUCUCCACAGAUCAACAACAGCUCGAGUUCAAUAUAAUAUUUUAACAACACAUAAUAUUAUAUUAUCAUCCAAUUUGUUGUUGACUUUUCGACUCUCGAUUUUGUCUAGCCGUCGUUGUACGUUUGCGAAAAAGUUUAUAUCUUUUAUACUUAACUUACCUAUCAGCCGCAGCUACAGUGUCUUAACUUUCAACUCCGCGCACUUGUUGGAUUCGUCGAAGCAUUCUUCAGUCAACUCUAAUACUAUAUAUAUCAUAUAUAUUCACCAAUUCAUCAUGAUCGGAGUACUCGCAAUUGUUUUCGCGGUCCAAGCCACGGCGGUGCUGGCCGGCGGCGCCCGGUACCCGUCCGGACUGAACCCGGCCCUAUGUCCCAAUUAUCCGCACUGCGACAACGUGCUGUUGGCCGCGUACGCCCAACCGGGAGCCGGCAACGAUUACAACGACCAUUACACCAACAACAACAACGCCGGCCAGUAUUACGGUUCCGGUUACCAGCACCACCCGUCCGAGGCGUCCAACUACCACAACAACCAGCCACAUGUCCCAGCACCGUACACCGAGCCCGGCUACCCAGCGGGCCUCUCGUCGUCCAACUGCCCUAACUACCCGUACUGCUCGCACCAGGUGCCGGCCGAGGCGCUCAGGUACGCGCACAAGAGAUACCCCGCCGGCGUCAGCCAGCAGAACUGCCCCAACUACCCUUACUGUCACUAAAGAUCCGUUGCCUAUAAUAUAUUAUAACAAUAAUAUUACUUCAAGGGCGAUAUAUGAAUAUUAUGUAUAAUAUUAUUAUCAUUUGUAUUUAGUAAUGAUGACGCUCACCCUGCAAGCACCGAGUUUAUGUUAAUUUUAUAUACCUACAGUAGAUUCUUAUUAUUUUGACGAACUCAAUUGAAAUCCCCUUACAAAUAAUAUUACCAUUCCAAUAAAACUCGAUAUUGAGCAACUUUUAUCUGCAGUGUCUCUUGAGUUUAGACAUAACGUGUGUUUACUGUAUAUAAAUACAUUAUACUUCGGUA
This is a messenger RNA of Myzus persicae (green peach aphid), 3116 nucleotides long. RefSeq names its product cuticle protein 1. The record is from RefSeq and is a predicted model, not a curated record. The transcript is spliced from 2 exons. NCBI's taxonomy places the organism in Eukaryota, Metazoa, Arthropoda, Insecta, Hemiptera, Aphididae. The coding region runs from base 2371 to 2811 and encodes 146 amino acids. Gene Ontology annotation, molecular function: structural constituent of cuticle.